AUGACCUCAGCGUUGCUGCACUGGCUGCUCUUCGCCGUCCUCGCCGUCCUCGCCCUCGUCUCGUCCACUAAUGCUUCUGCUCUCACAACCUCACUUGGCGCUAAUGAACGCCUCUGCUUUUAUGCUGAUGUAGACAAGGCAGGCGAGAAGAUCGGUUUCUACUUCGCUGUCCAAUCCGGCGGCUCCUUCGAUAUCGACUUUGAAGUCAAAGACCCGAACGAGAAGGUCCUCCUCGACGGCGCGCGCGAGCGCCAGGGCGACUAUGUCCUCACCGCCAACACCGUCGGCGAAUAUGCAUUCUGCUUCGAGAACGACAUGUCCACUCUCACCGAGAAGCUCGUCGACUUUGACAUCAUGGUCGAGAGCGAGCCCCGCCGCGACGCCCCCGCAAAACCCGCCCAGCUCUCGGAGCACACGUCCGCGCUCGAGGAGAGCAUAUUCAGGCUGAACGGGAUGUUGCUGAACGUGAAGCGCACACAGAAAUAUUUCCACACGCGCGAGAAUAGAGGGUUUUCCAUCGUCAAAUCUACACAAAACCGUCUCUUUUGGUACGCCAUUAUCGAGACCCUUGCCGUCAUCGGCAUGGCCGUAUUCCAAGUCUACGUCCUUCAGACGUUCUUCACCAAGACUGGAAGACGGUACAAGGUCUAA
Molecule: messenger RNA, 651 nt
Organism: Heterobasidion irregulare TC 32-1
Lineage: Eukaryota; Fungi; Basidiomycota; Agaricomycetes; Russulales; Bondarzewiaceae
Exons: 6
Coding region: 1-651 (216 amino acids)
Biological process (GO): protein retention in ER lumen; endoplasmic reticulum to Golgi vesicle-mediated transport; intracellular protein transport
Cellular component (GO): endoplasmic reticulum-Golgi intermediate compartment; COPII-coated ER to Golgi transport vesicle; endoplasmic reticulum
Source: RefSeq, a predicted model, not a curated record